UUGUCCCUAAUCAGCUGUCUCUUUCGUUUAUAUUAUGUUGUAUAUAUCUAUCCUGCUCUUAAAUUCCGCGUGGGAACGCAAUGCAGCAUCCUUCCUGGAACGUGCUCAUGCGAUUUAUCAAAACGCUUUCGUUCGAAGAUGAAAGAUAGGAGAUCGACAAGAGCAAAAGCCGGUGAGCUAUGGCCUAUGGAGCGACCGGAAGGUAUGCCGGUCAUACAAUCUCUUGAAGUGAUGUGCGGCAAAGACCAUAUGGAUGUUCACCUCACAUUCUCACACCCCUUCGAAGGAAUCGUCUCCUCAAAAGGUCAACACGGCGAUCCUCGUUGUGUGUAUGUCCCGCCAUCAACCGGACAGACGUAUUUCUCGUUUCGAAUCGCAUACGCCAAGUGUGGUACAAAACCAGCGCUCAUUGUUUCUAAGAAACGCCACUCGCCAUACCACAUAACACAGCAUGGCACGCCAAGGCCCAUUUUCCCCCGUCAUGGAGACGCCGAUCCUGAAUCCACUAACUUCAAAUGCAUUUCCUUCCCCAUAAAACUAUUUACGACUUUAAGUGCAGGCGGACUGAUGACAAGUGAUGCCAAUCCUAAUUAUGCUGAAAGUGAUUAA
Molecule: messenger RNA, 609 nt
Organism: Danaus chrysippus (African queen)
Lineage: Eukaryota; Metazoa; Arthropoda; Insecta; Lepidoptera; Nymphalidae
Source: the annotation of a GenBank genome assembly